GCAAGUCAUCUGUCAGUCACUUGACACAUCAGAGACAGUGUAUGCUUCUUUCUCCACUUUGCAUCUACACAGUCUCAAAAUGUGCAAGCUCACUCUAACUGCUGCUCUCUGUUUGAUCAUCGCCAGCUUGGGUUUACCCGGCAUUGAAGCGAUGAAAUCCUCUACUGACCCCUGUGAUGGAAGACCCAAUGGGCAAUACCCCAACCCUGACGACGAACAUUCUUUCCUCUACUGUAUAUCUGGAGAAAAACGCGUCCAACAAUGCCCAGCAAAUUUGGUGUAUAACCCAUCCAUUAAGGUCUGUGACUAUCCCAGUAGUCAAACUGGAAACCCCUGUCAUGGAAGACGAGAUGGGCAGUACCGCAACCGUGACGACCGAAAUUCUUUUCUCAGCUGUGUAGCUGGACUAACCUACGUCCUACAAUGCCCAGCCGAUUUGGUCUAUAGACGCCGCAUUAAUCAAUGCGUCUAUCCCAGGAGAGGUUAAACUACCAGUAGAGAUACUGGAGGCCAAUGUAGUGGGAGAAGAAAUGGGCAACAUCCCAACCCUAAUAAUCAAACUUCUUUUACUACUAUGUAGCUGGACAAACGGCUACAACUCCCAAACCCAGAGCAGAUUAUUGGGACAUAAUCAAAUUCUGUUAAAUGUGCAAUUUCCUGUGUUCUUCAAUGCUUUUGGAUGUGAGGAAUGUAAUAAUGGCUAAAUACCACAUUGUUUUCCUAACUUCACUGUUGUUGUAUAGGAUAUAGGUUUUCGCAACUGUCGUGUGUAUAAUCACACUGGGUGUUUUCUCUUUCGUUUAUGUUGAUUGGUGAAUGGAUUGUUCUUACAUUAUGACACAAAUGUGGCAUAUUGUAAUUAUAUACAAUGAAUCAAUAAAAUACCGCAAUUAUAUCAGA
Molecule: messenger RNA, 900 nt
Organism: Gasterosteus aculeatus aculeatus (three-spined stickleback)
Lineage: Eukaryota; Metazoa; Chordata; Actinopteri; Perciformes; Gasterosteidae
Source: RefSeq, a predicted model, not a curated record